UAAGUCAUUAUAUCCUCCACAAUUCCACAGCCACCAAGAGUGAGGUCGAUGAGCAUCGAGUUUGAUAAUUUCAGACUAGCAGAGACCUUCCAGCGAAUUGAGCUACUUCGUAUAGAACUGCUGAGAAGUGUCAGUUCGAUCGACAAGAAUCGCAUGUCUUGCUGGGGUUGAGCGUGCGACCGAAGAACGACCAGAACAUCAACGACAUCGACCAUGCCACCUCCCAACGUGGAAGGCGUCGAGUACUACGACAUUCCCGAUUUCUCCUUCUCCAAUGGAAGUACUCUGCACGAUGUCCGUGUAGCCUACCGAAGUUACAAUGCUUCAUCGACAGCGGGCGUCGUGCUUAUCCCCACAUGCUAUGCCGGCUUCAUCAACACGACCUUGAGCUUCACCAGUGCUCCAUAUGACGCCCUGGCGCCGUACCAUGUGGUCGUCGUCGCCAUGCUGGGCAACGGCGAGAGCUCCUCCCCAUCCAACAAGAAGUUUUUCCCACUACCAGGCGAGUUACGCUAUCAAGACGUCAUACACGCCCAGCACCAACUGCUGACGACCCACCUGAAGGUGUCCGAACUCGAAGCCGUCGUUGGCUUCAGCAUGGGCGGCCAGCAAGCUUACCACUGGGCAUCCAUGUAUCCAGACUUUGUAAAGCGCAGCGUGGCCAUCUGCUCGUCCGCCCGGACAAGCUUGCACAACUAUGCCUUCCUCGAAGGGCCCAUAGCCGGGUUGAUCAACUCCAUCGACUACAUUGCGUGGCAGGCCAUGAAGGACAAACUGGCUCGCGGCGAGGAUGUGGGGGCAAAGUUGAAAGAGCUUACUCCCAAGCAUGGUUUACGGGCUUUCGCACGCGGUUAUGCGGCUUGGUUGACUAGCACGGGCUGGUUCCGCAAUCGCGAAUUCAAGAAUGCCGGAAUGCUCAGCUCGGAGACCAUAGAGGAGUGGAUGAAGAAGAGGGAGGAAGGAUAUAUGGCGUGGGAUGCGGAUGACUUGCUCGUCCUCGCGCGCAUGUGGCAGAUGGGCGAUAUCGGCUUGGUGAUCCCCGGCCAGUCCGAGGUGAAAUUGAGCCAGCUUGGUGGUGAUGUCCCAGACGAUGACUUAUAUGUCAAGGCACUGGGAAGCAUCAAAGCUAAAAUGUUGGUCAUGCCAUGUCGGACGGAUCAGUACUUCCCGCCCGAGGAUUCCGAGAUCGAAAUGAAGCAUCUGAAACAUGGGACACUGGCAGUCAUCGAGUCCACUUGGGGUCAUACUGCUGGUGGUGGUGCCAAUCCUAAAGAUAUCGAGUUCAUGAACAGUCGCAUCGCUGAGUUCAUCAAAGCAUGAGCAGCAUCUCGGUAGGAACAAGACAAUGAAUUCAUGUAAGAACCUUUCAAGUCCAAAAAGUAUAUAU
Molecule: messenger RNA, 1387 nt
Organism: Exophiala viscosa
Lineage: Eukaryota; Fungi; Ascomycota; Eurotiomycetes; Chaetothyriales; Herpotrichiellaceae
Product: homoserine O-acetyltransferase
Exons: 1
Coding region: 214-1320 (368 amino acids)
Biological process (GO): biosynthetic process
Molecular function (GO): acyltransferase activity, transferring groups other than amino-acyl groups
Source: RefSeq, a predicted model, not a curated record